This is a messenger RNA of Coffea eugenioides, 3097 nucleotides long. RefSeq names its product WD repeat and HMG-box DNA-binding protein 1-like. NCBI's taxonomy places the organism in Eukaryota, Viridiplantae, Streptophyta, Magnoliopsida, Gentianales, Rubiaceae. Gene Ontology annotation, molecular function: protein binding; chromatin binding. The transcript has 12 exons. The record is from RefSeq and is a predicted model, not a curated record. Gene Ontology annotation, cellular component: nuclear replication fork. Bases 54 to 2945 code for a protein of 963 amino acids. Gene Ontology annotation, biological process: DNA-templated DNA replication; mitotic cell cycle; DNA repair.
CAAAAAACCAAGUGAGAAGAAGACAGCCGACCGGGGAAAAAUCAAACCGGACCAUGAAGAUCCGAACUAUUAAGCUCAGAGAAGCUCACAAGAACGGCGAAAAUGGCGGCAACUCAUUCUGCUCGAUUUUGUGGGACCAGCAGGGGGACCGCAUUGUAACGGCGUCGUCUUCCGAUCCGUCAAUCUGGGUUCACGACGCCCAAUUUCCGUCGGUUAACCCUAAAUCUAUCAAACACCACCGCGACGGCGUCACCGCUUUGGCUCUUAGCCCCAAUUUCACCUGCCUGGCUUCCGGAUCUAUUGACCAUUCCGUUAAGCUCUACAAAUUUCCUGGUGGGGAGUUUGUGACUAAUAUCACUAGAUUCACAUUGCCGAUACGGGCACUUGCUUUCAAUAAAUCCGGUACCAUGCUGGCAGCUGCUGGUGAUGAUGAAGGGAUCAAACUUAUAAACACAAUUGAUGGUUCAAUAGCAAGAGUUCUUAAAGGGCAUAAAGGAUCUAUUACUGGCUUAGCUUUUGAUCCUAAGAGUGAAUAUUUUGCUUCAGUUGAUUCAACAGGGACUGUCAUACACUGGGAACUCCAGCCUGGAACAAUACUUAACACGCUCAAGGGCAUAGCGCCUGCCACUUUUUCUGAUCAAUCUGCUAUGAAUAUGCUUAGCUGGAGUCCAGAUGGGGACCUGUUGGCUGUCCCAGGUUUGAAAAACGAUGUGGUGAUGUAUGAUAGGGACACUGCUGAAAAACUUUUUUCACUGAGAGGUGAUCAUGUGCAACCAAUUUGUUUCUUGUCCUGGUCGCCUAAUGGGCGAUACAUGGCUACCUCUGGUUCAGAUAGACAGAUUAUCAUUUGGGAUGUUGACAAAAAGCAGGACAUUGAUCGGCAGAAAUUCAGUGAUAGGAUAUCUUGUAUGGCUUGGAAACCACAUGGUAAUGCUUUGGCAGUAAUUGACAGUAAGGGAAAGUAUGGAGUAUGGGAAUCACCAGUACCAUCAUCAAUGAAAUCCCCAACUGAAGACAUACCCAAUGUGCGUUCCAAUGGCCUUCUUCUGUUUGAUGAAGACGAGGAAGAAGCUAGUGCAUCUGGUAGUUUGAGUGAUCUUGGUGAGGACAGUCUUGGUGAAUCUGAAUUAUCAAGCAGAAAAAGGUUGCGCAAAAAUUCUACACUUGAUGAUAGUUGGGGAGAAGACAUGAAUGAUGAGUUGGAUUUGCAUCCAAAGGUGGAAUCUCACAAAAAGGCUUCUAAAAGCAAAAAGGAUAGCAUUGAUCACGAGAAGCAUGAAAUAAAAAAUAGUAUGACCUAUUCUGCACCUAAAAUGCAAGAAGCUUUUCAACCCGGAGCUACACCUGUGCAGCCUGGAAAAAGGCGUUUCCUGUGUUAUAACAUGUUAGGCAGUGUGACCUCAAUGGAUCAUGAUGGGUAUUCCCACAUAGAGAUUGACUUUCAUGAUACAAGUAGUGGUCCUCGAGUGCCUGCAAUGACUGAUUACUUUGGCUUCACAAUGGCAUCUUUAAAUGAGAACGGAAGUGUUUUUGCAAAUCCAUGCAAGGGCGAGAAGAAUAUGAGCACACUUAUGUAUCGCCCAUUCAGUAGCUGGGCCAGUAAUAGUGAGUGGUCUAUGAGACUUGAAGAAGAAGAAGUAAGGGCAGUGGCUCUUGGAACUACUUGGGUUGCUGCUGCUACUAGUCUUAAUUUUCUUCGUAUCUUCAGUGACAGUGGCUUGCAGAGGUAUAUCCUUUCACUUGAUGGACCAGUGGUGACCUUAGUUGGACUUAAGGAUGAACUUGCUGUUGUUACACAUUCUUCUCCUGCACUUCCCUCAGAUGGACAGAUGCUUGAGUUCAGGGUAUUGAACGUUCGUAGUGCAACAGAGUCUCUCAGAGGGCGACUUCCGUUGACUCCCGGAUCAUACCUAACGUGGUUUGGUUUCAGUGAAGAAGGCCAACUUGGUUCUUUUGAUUCUAAGGGUGUCUUGAGAGUUUAUACAAAUCAAUAUGGAGGAAGUUGGUUUCCAGUUUUUAGUUCCAGUAAAUUGAAGAAGCCAGAUGAAAACUAUUGGGUUGUUGGAUUAAACGCAACAAAGCUGUUUUGCGUGGUUUGCAAAUCACCUUAUUCAUUCCCACAGGCCACUCCCAAACCAAUUCUCACGCUGUUAGAUCUUUCAUUUCCACUUGCUGCUUCUGACCUUGGAGCUGAAAACCUGGAGAAUGAAUUUAUAUUGAAUAACAUGCAUCUGCACCAGAUUCAGAAAAGAAUUGAAGAAAAUGCAGCUGCUGGCAGGGACACAGCUUCAAUCGAUGAUGAGGCAUUCACUAUUGAAGCAGCUCUUGAUAGGUGCAUCUUGAGGCUUAUUGCAUCAUGCUGCAAUGGUGACAAGCUUGUGAGAGCCACUGAACUUGUGAAGCUUCUUUCGAUGGAAAAAUCGGUAAAAGGGGCGAUAAAGCUAGUUACCGCACUAAAAUUACCAAACCUGGCAGAACGCUUUAGUACCAUAUUGGAGGAAAGAAUGUCAAAUGAAGCAAUGGGGAGCACAGUCCUCCAUGGCAACUUUAAAUUCGAUGCUCCUGUCCAAGCGGAUGACGUGUUUCAAAGGCCUAGUCUGCCAGAAAGCAGCACAGAAAAAGCUGUUUUACCAUUUCCACCCCAAAGAUCAUCAACCCCUUCCUUCCCAAAAGAGGAAAAAACCGAGCAGCCUCCUAAUGCUGGAAAUGGCAUAGUUGAACCAACUCGAGCCUUGAGAGUAGGGAAGACAGUGGAAGCGAAGAAUGCAGGCGAAGCGAAGGAUGUUAAAGAAGCAACAAAUCCAGUUAAGAAGCAGCCAGAAGAGAUUCCUGUAAGCUUCAAUCGUCCAUCUAAUCCAUUUGCUAAAAAAUCAAACAGACAAGAACAUUCGUCCUUGUUUGACUCCAUAAAGAAGAUGAAGACGGAUGCAACAGGUAAGAGGUAACAAUAUUUUUGUAAGCUUAUCUAAAGAUUUUGUUUUCGAUUUCAACCUGUCCUGUGUAUGAUACGGAAAAUGCUGUUGUAUGUUGCUGAGCCAGUUGAUUAGGUUCGUCAUGUAUUCUACCUUUGUAUCUAAGAAUUCAAAGCAUCUGAAUU